UCUCCCUCACUGCCCACCUAUGUCUCUCUCCCAGCUGAGAGGGGUGGAGGCUGACGGCCGAUGGUUUUUAAACGGAUAGGGGAUGGAGGAAAGGGGGAAUUAGUGGCUCCUCUUCACUCGGUCUUCGCAACAGCGUCCCGGUAAUCAGAGACCAGCAGCCUCAGCGGAGAUUUUUCAUGGGAACGAAACGGCUUAAAAUGAGCCGGGGAGUGAUCGCUGAUCUGCUGCACAAGGCUUGAAUCCACCGAGAAACCCCAUGGAGCAGGAUGUGGAGAGCCCAAUAAUCAGAAAGCCCAAGUUGCCAAAGCAGGCCAGAGAGGACCUGCCUAAACACCUGGCAGAAAUCGACCGGGUGAAAAAGAUUCAGCGGUAUGUCCAGAAAGAUGGGAAGUGCAACGUCCAUCACGGAAACGUCCGAGAGACAUACCGCUAUCUGACAGACAUUUUUACCACACUGGUAGAUCUCAAGUGGAGGUUUAACCUCUUCAUCUUUGUGUUGGUGUACACGGUGACAUGGCUCUUCUUUGGCUUCAUGUGGUGGCUUAUUGCCUACCUCCGGGGUGAUCUGGACCAUAUAGCAGACAACCAGUGGACUCCGUGUGUCAAUAACCUCAACGGGUUUGUAUCAGCGUUUCUGUUCUCCAUUGAAACAGAGACCACCAUUGGUUAUGGAUACAGAGUGAUCACGGACAAAUGCCCCGAGGGAAUAGUGCUGCUUUUAGUUCAGUCAGUGCUGGGAUCUAUCGUGAAUGCCUUCAUGGUGGGUUGCAUGUUUGUUAAGAUCUCACAGCCCAAGAAACGGGCUGAGACACUAGUGUUUUCCACCAAUGCGGUCAUCUCCAUGAGAGAUGGUCGGCUGUGCCUGAUGUUCAGAGUUGGAGACCUCCGAAACUCGCACAUCGUCGAGGCUUCAAUCAGGGCCAAGCUUAUCAAGUCUAAGCAGACCAAGGAGGGGGAGUUCAUCCCUUUGAACCAGACAGAUAUAAACGUGGGUUACAACACAGGAGAUGACAGGCUCUUCCUGGUAUCGCCACUCAUCAUCUGCCAUGAGAUCAAUCAAAACAGCCCCUUCUGGGAUAUCUCACAGGCCCACCUGUCCAAGGAGGAGCUGGAAAUUGUUGUGAUCCUCGAGGGGAUGGUGGAGGCCACAGGUAUGACCUGCCAGGCAAGGAGCUCCUACGUCAGCAGUGAGAUCAAGUGGGGCUACCGCUUCACGCCCGUCCUGACGCUGGAGGACGGCUUCUACGAGGUGGACUACAACAGCUUCCACGACAUCUACGAAACUGACACACCCACCUGCAGUGCCAAAGAGCUCGCUGAUAUGACCAACCGCGCCCGCUUGCCCCUAACUUGGUCGCUGGCUAGCAAGCUGAGCCAGCAGGGGCUGCCAGAGUCUGAACAGGAGGGUCAGGAGACCAAAACCAACCUGGACGAGCAGGGGAAGAGUGAGAAGACCGAGAGGAACGGGGACAUUGCCAAUUUAGAGAGUGAGUCCAAAGUGUAGCGAGCGUGGCAAGAGGCAAGCGUGAAGUCAAAACGAGAUUAAUGGACUGUACUGUUGGUCUCCCGCCGAGGAAGGCCACCCAUUGAGGACCAAUGAGCACAGUAGACCAAGUACCCCUGCACCACGAACUGCUUUUUUCUCAGUGAUUUACAUUUACCCCAAAAACGAGAAAACACGUAGACAUGUGGCCCACCGCUGGAGUGAAAACCCCCUGCGGCAAGUGCAUGUUUCAAAUAUAAUGUGAUGUCCUCCUGACAAGAUUCCUAUUAUUUUUUCUAUUAAGAUAUUCCUAGGGGCAUUUGCUAAGUAUUUUUGUAUAUAUUACAAAAUGUUUUAAAUUCUUUGUUUUGUUGCAGUAUUUGACACAUGUUUGAUACUACUUCCUUUAGGUUAGUUCUGUAUAUAUUCUCUGCCUUACUGUAUGUAUAAAGCUUUCAUUAUUUGUUUUUCAGGAAUAUAUAAGCAUGUAUAAACAUUAACUGCAGUUGAUUUAUCUUGUAUUCUGUAUAUACUGUAUGAUGAUAUUAUUAUUAUUAUUAUUAUUAUUAUUGUUAUAAGGAACACAUACAGUUCAAUGGAUGCAAACUCUAGUUUAAACCAAUGAAAGAUUCUUCCCCAAUGAUAAGUGUUCGUUUAAAGUAGUACGACACGAAGCCAUGACUUGCUGUUUACAGCUAACUGACUUCAGACAAUGGCCCUUUAAAAACUGCAUUUUGUCACUUUUGCACACUGGAGUCUUCUGAUGAAGGUUAGUGACUGUUUGAGUCUCCAGAAAUAACUCACCUGUCACCUAAAAGUAUCAAUAAAUAAACAGUA
This is a messenger RNA of Pundamilia nyererei, 2320 nucleotides long. RefSeq names its product G protein-activated inward rectifier potassium channel 2-like. Gene Ontology annotation, cellular component: plasma membrane. Gene Ontology annotation, molecular function: G-protein activated inward rectifier potassium channel activity. The coding region runs from base 257 to 1504 and encodes 415 amino acids. The transcript is spliced from 3 exons. Gene Ontology annotation, biological process: regulation of monoatomic ion transmembrane transport; potassium ion import across plasma membrane. Lineage: Eukaryota; Metazoa; Chordata; Actinopteri; Cichliformes; Cichlidae. The record is from RefSeq and is a predicted model, not a curated record.